Molecule: messenger RNA, 2255 nt
Organism: Xenopus laevis (African clawed frog)
Lineage: Eukaryota; Metazoa; Chordata; Amphibia; Anura; Pipidae
Gene: tpte2.L
Product: transmembrane phosphoinositide 3-phosphatase and tensin homolog 2 L homeolog
Exons: 19
Coding region: 207-1772 (521 amino acids)
Biological process (GO): monoatomic ion transmembrane transport; monoatomic ion transport; transmembrane transport
Cellular component (GO): cytosol; membrane
Molecular function (GO): phosphatidylinositol-3,4,5-trisphosphate 3-phosphatase activity; phosphoprotein phosphatase activity; protein tyrosine phosphatase activity
Source: RefSeq, a predicted model, not a curated record
CAAAUGGAAUCCUAAUUAGCCUUGCAGCAUGUGGAUUCAAUAUGUGUCUAGUUUGGGUGUCUAAACUAUCAAAGUCUUUGCAAAAAAAUGCAUUCACAAGCCAUAUUUCAAAGUCACCCAGCAGCUGGAAGCUCAUGAUGAAUUCAGCUUAAACCAAACCUUUGCCUCCGUGAUAAACCGCACAAGCAGUGAGGCCCUGGCAGAUAAUGAAGAAAUUAUGGAACAACCAAGUAACAAGAAACAUGUCAAGUGUAACAGACGAGCAGAGGGAAAAACCUUCCAUGGUUAAUGGGUUCGGCAAGACUGAGGCGAAAGUAAUAAUUGAUAAUGGGAAGAAUGAAGUGGAAGAGCCAGCGACAUGGUGGAACAAACUGAGGAAAGUAAUUUCUCCAUUUGUGAUGUCCUUUGGAUUCAGGGUCUUUGGAGUUGUUCUGAUCAUCGUUGACUUUGUUCUGGUGAUUGUGGAUCUGUCUGUCAUUGACAAAAGCAGAGAGGCCACCACUGCAAUAUCAUCCAUUUCUUUAGCCAUUUCCUUCUUCUUUCUCAUUGAUGUGCUUCUACAUAUCUUCGUAGAAGGGUUCCGUCAGUAUUUCAGUUCCAAGCUGAACAUAUUUGAUGCGGCUAUUGUUAUUGUGACACUGCUUGUCACUCUGGUGUAUGCAUUCACAGACUUCAGCGGAGCUACUAAUAUUCCAAGACUGGUAAACUUUCUUCGAGGCUUGAGAAUUAUCAUCUUGGUGAGAAUUCUCCGCCUGGCAUCUCAGAAGAGGCAACUUGAGAAAGUAACAAGGAGGCUGGUCUCUGAAAACAAAAGACGAUAUCAAAAGGAUGGGUUUGACCUGGAUCUCACAUAUAUUACUGAUCGUAUAAUUGCCAUGUCCUUUCCAUCAUCUGGGAAGCAAUCGUUUUAUAGGAAUCCGAUUGAGGAUGUAGUAAGGUUUUUAGACUCCAAGCAUAAGGAUCACUACAAAAUCUACAACCUGUGCAGUGAAAAAGGAUAUGAUCCAAAAUACUUUCACUACCGCGUGGAGCGAGUGUUUAUAGAUGAUCAUAAUGUCCCAGUGCUGGCGGACAUGCUGACUUUCACUGCGAGUGUACGUGCAUGGAUGGCAGAGGAUCCCCAAAAUGUUAUUGCUAUUCACUGUAAAGGAGGCAAAGGACGGACGGGGACCAUGGUUUGCACAUACCUUGUUGACAGUGACCAGUUUGAGAGUGCUGUGGAAAGUUUGGAUUAUUUUGGAGAAAGACGUACUGAUAAAAGUGUAAGCACCAAGUUCCAGGGUGUAGAAACACCUUCUCAGAGCAGGUAUGUUGCAUACUAUGAAGUUCUGAAGAACAAAUUCUGCCGCCAACUUCCUCCAGAGAAACAACUCAAGAUCAGAAGUAUCAAAAUCCACUCUAUACAAGGUGUAGGGAGAAGCAACGGCACAGAUUUAAAAGUUCAGAUAAUAAUGAAGAAAGAAGUAGUGUUCCAGUGCGUCUGUGAGACACAGGAAAACUGUAAGCUGUUUUUUGAUGCUGGAAACAACUCCAUAGUCCUAAGCCUGGAAGGUUUUCCAGUUAUCUCGGGAGACAUUAAAAUAAGAUUUGAGUUCAGCACGAAUCUUCCAAAAGGCUACGAUGACUGUGCCAUCUACUUCUGGUUCAACACAUGCUUCAUAGAAAACAGCAGACUCUACCUUUCCAAGAAUGAGCUUGACAAUCCCCACAAAGAAAAAUCUGGGAAGAUCUACAAAGAGAACUUUGCGGUGGAGUUAAACUUUGAGUCUUGAUUCACUGUUUCUUCAGCACACAGUAGUAGAAGCCAAGUAUCUGAACAUGGCGGAGCCAGCAGGAUUCCUAUUGGAUUACUUCAGUAUGAUAUAUAUAAUAUACAGUUCUGUGUUCUGACCACAUACACAGCCAAUGUGCCAAAGUACUGCCUUUAAUGCAGGUGUCUAUAUGUAAAUAUAACAUUUAAUAACACAAUAUAUACAGUAUGUUUAUGUUACACUUAUUAAUGUACUAGCACCCCUUUUAUAAAUAAUUGUGAAACAGGAUAAUAUUGCAGUUGUCUCAUUGCAUAUUUUCUGGGUAAGGAACCGUCACAUUGUCCACAGUCCAUGGACUUCACCAAGUUGUUACUGUCGAAUCAUCAUUCCCACUUUUGAUUGAACAAUGUACUACCCUUCAAUGCCUUUUUUUAACUUUUAAAUACGCCUUUUUGCUAGACAAACUAUUAAAAUAAAACACACUUUUAUGUGUUUCAGACAGUG